AAUGAACUUGGUGACAUACCACCAUCUUACCAACACCAAAAACCAUUUCUGAUAUAUAUUUACUGGAAUGGAUGUUUUCAACCGACCUCCAGCUAUAUCUGAAGACACUGUUCAAUAUACUAUCUAUCCGCCCACUGAUCUACUCGAAAAAUCGUCCGUAAUCACAUUUGCAACACAGUUACAAUCUCUCGUCGACUCCUUACUCCCGGAUUUCCUUUGGCACCGUGACCCUUUCCAACUAAAAGUCGUUCCGAAUCCAUUUACGAAAGAUGCAUGGAUACUUGAAGGGAGAAUGCGGGUGGGCGAUAGCGUAGACGAUGAGUGGUGUGCAGUAUGGUUGCUGAAAGAGAUUUCUGCACGCUGGGAUGUUGUCGUGAGUGUCUUCGACUCUGAUGGAGAGUUCCUUUUGAUUGAAGCAGCAGAAGCUCUACCUUCAUGGGUAAAACCAACAAACUCUGAAAAUAGGAUUUGGCUUCAUAAGUCUCAUCUACACUUGAUCCCCCUUUCCCGUACUUCUCCACCACACGGAAAGCGAUACAGGCGCCAGCUGCCAGGAGCCAAUCACGAUGAUGACGAAGAUGGCAAUCUCGACGAGCAAGAGGACUAUCUUGCGGUGCAGGAUGCGCUGACGCUGGUGCGGGAUACAACUGCGGACACGCAGGCUCCUCAAUCAGUUGAAAAUAUUGUUUGGCAGAGAAUUUCUGGGUACCCCACUUCUGCAAGGAACCAUGUUCAUAUCACUAAAGCAUAUCUACCCGUCGAUAUAGCUAGAGCUCUCUCUGUCAACCCGUCGCUCGUGCAGCAACCUGUUGAGACAUUCUAUACACGGGAUGCGAUACAAUUACGAUCUGCCCAUCGCAUGUCUCGAUUCCCUCCACAGCCAUCGACUCUGAGUUGCGUUAGAUUGACGCGAACGGCAUAUGCGCAACUUGUCGCCCAAAAAUUUCACCCCCCAAAAAUCUUUGGACGGUGGCGAGAGCAGGAAGGUAGUACUGAGUGGCGAUGGCGGGAUGUUGGUAUGAAACUCGCUUGCGGAUUUGAAAUGCUCUAUCAAGAAAGCAAAAAUAAAACUGACAAUCUUAAGAACACUCCUGAUGCAAUCAAGUCUUCUGUCCAAGCGCAAAAGGAUGCUUCCCGUCGGAAUCCUGACUAUGUUAAAUACAUUCAAAGUCUAGUUUCUCUUGGCUAUUUCAGAGGCGAGCUCGAAGGUUCACAGUUGUGGAAUGAACUUGAAGACAAAGCGGUGGCCAACUUCCUCGAGUUUUCUAAGGAAACUGACGCAACACGUCCAUCUUUUGCAUCACGUUUCUCUGCUGCGUUGUCUAAUGCUCCGGACGUGAUACCAAGCUCAGCUGAGGGUAGAGAAGAUUCUGAUUCGUGGUUAAAUGUUGACGCACGCGAUUUCGACGACAUGUUGGCACGAACACUUGGUCACACUAAAGACCAGUCUUCGUCGGACUUUCAGCCUAUGGAUACCGAUCAGCCAGAGGGUGAACAAGGCGCAGAAGACGCUGUUACGAAAGAACAAACAUCGAGGCUGCAGGACCUAGCGAAGAAAGUCGAAGGAUUUGUCGAAGGCGAAGGCGAUAUCGAAGGUGCUAGAUUUCAGGAUGAGGAAUUUUCUGACGAAGAAAUGAGCGGUGACGAUGACGAUGAGAAAAUGCUUGAUUCCGAUGACGAAAGUAGUGACGAGACGUCCGAUACUGAUUUAGCUGCGCGACAGGUGGCUAUGGACAAGCUUGUUGCUCCUCUCGACCCUUCAGAAUACGGCCAGAUGCCGCCAUCCUUUCACAGUAACUCUCAGCGUGUCACCAAGGUUAUGGUGGAUAAUGAUGUUGUUGAAGCUGAUAGCGGCAGCGGGCCUUCUAUAGAAGAGGUUAAGCCCGCCAGGCAAGUCCGAGCGCCCAUCCUCACUAGGGAUACAUACGAAGGGGUUGACUCUGAUGAUGAAACUGAUGAGGAAGAUAUCGAGGAAGACGAAGAUUCGGAAGAAGAUCGACCGCAGGUCGUAGGAGAAGUUGAAGUGGAUAUGGAAGAAGAGAUGACAGAAUUCUUGGAAUUUUCUCGACAGACACUGGGUAUAUCGGAUGCACAAUGGGGUGAUAUUGUUCGGGAACGGGAAGGCCGCAGCGCGUUCGUGCCACCAAGUCUUACACCAACGCAAAGUAAUCCCACAGGGGAACGUUCUCACUCUACUAAGAAGGAAUCAACGAAAGUGGAUAUUGGGUCUUCGGGAGGUUCUUUGCCGGAACAAGGGCACAGUCGAAAUCCGAAUCUCGAUUCAUUUGAAGCAGUAAUGCAGGCUAUGGAUGCAGAACUAGCUCGCACGCGAAAGGCUCCGUCAAUUCCUAAAACUGGAUCGCCUAUGGCAUCCGCCGCCAAAUCAAGCAAAGCUCAAGGGAAAUCUCCUGAUGUGGAAGAUGAUGCCGAUGUCGAGGAAGAUAUGGAUGCCGAGCUGAAGGCUAUCCUGGAACGCGAAGACUUAGACGACGACGACGAGUUAGGAGAAGGAGAGGGGAUGGAUUAUAAUCUAAUCAAAAAUUUUCUGGAAAGCUUCAAGAGUCAAGCAGGGCUUUCUGGUCCUGUCAGCAACCUUGCGGGGCGUCUACAGCCUGAGUGGGCUCUUCCGCGGGAUGGGCUGUAGCCGUCCAUGUCUUUCCCAUGGAAGCCCUGCGCAGGCCCCCCGAGACUAGUUUGUGCCUAUCAUUAUGGAUAAUCACUGAACAGUUGAACUUGUCAUAGUUUUCGUGGUAGCCUUUCUGAUGUUAUGUGUUUGUUCUCAAUUGCGACACUGACAAUGUUGACGGCGUUAAAAUUAGAGCCGUAGGUGUCGGGACAUCCUUCGAAGCUGGGGGCCUUGGGGUAUCUGAUAGUCCUUAUCUUAUCGGUCCUUACAUUUAGUAUAACAUUCUUAUGCGAUGCAUCCUUUAAUGCAUUCAGCUUGACAUUCCACGCACUUCAUCAAAAAUACGGAUGCAAUUCAGGGAUCUAGAUCCUGUGACUG
Serpula lacrymans var. lacrymans S7.9 is the source of this 3004-nucleotide messenger RNA. RefSeq lists its product as uncharacterized. Lineage: Eukaryota; Fungi; Basidiomycota; Agaricomycetes; Boletales; Serpulaceae. The transcript is spliced from 10 exons. The coding region runs from base 68 to 2644 and encodes 858 amino acids. Gene Ontology annotation, cellular component: nucleus. The record is from RefSeq and is a predicted model, not a curated record.